AUAUGUGAAAUCAAAUGCAAUUGAUUUUCAAUACGUUAUGCGAAUGAAGUGCGAUUCAUCGCAUUUUGUUCGCAGUUCUGCGAAUUUGAAGAGUCGCCUCUUCUCCGAAACGUCCCCUCAGUCUUCGGCGCAUAAUAACGGCGCGCAUAUCAAGGAGGAUAGAAAUUUUCUUGAGUAUAUCUUCUUUAACCAGAUAUGCGAAAUCAUUUAUUGUCAAUACGUUAUGCGAAUGAAGUGCGAUUCAUCGCAUUUUGUUCGCAGUUCUGCGAAUUUGAAGAGUCGCUCCGAAUUGUCCCCUCAAGUCUUUGGCAAAUUAAUAACAGCGCGCGUAUCAUGGAGGAUAGAUAUCUUCUUAAUUAACCAGAUAUGCGAAAUCAUUUAUUGUCAUAAAGUUAUGCGAAUGAAGUCCGAUUCAUCGCAUUUUGUUCGCAGUUCCGAGAAUUUGAAGA
Molecule: messenger RNA, 449 nt
Organism: Striga hermonthica
Lineage: Eukaryota; Viridiplantae; Streptophyta; Magnoliopsida; Lamiales; Orobanchaceae
Source: the annotation of a GenBank genome assembly